AUGAGGCUACUGCCUCACAACAGCCUCCACAGGCCCAGCUCCAUCGUUACAACGGCCUCUGUAGACCCAGCUCCUGCUUCCCAGUCUUCUCUCCAGGCCCAGAACUUUCUCAAGUCGACCGCACCAGACCCAGCUCCUGCCUCUCAUUGCCGUCCCAAGGGCCAGCUUUUGCCUCAUGGCCACCUUCCAAGAGCCAGCGCCUGUUUUACAGCCGAGCUGCUGCCCCCAGGUGACCUCUACAGGCUACACUUUUACUUCUGGCUGUGCCUGGAGGCCCAAAUCCUGCCACUCCGUGGCCUCUCCAGCUGCCAGACUUCCUCAGGUCAGCCUCUCCAGGCCCAGCUCCUCCUGCCUGCCACUGGCCUCUUGAGGCCCAGUCCCGCUCACGCCUCUGGGCGGCCUCCUCAGGCCCAGGACUUGACCUCCAGUCGGCCUCGCCAGGCCCCGAACUUCCUGAGGCCGGCCACUCCAGGCCCAGUUGCGGCCUCCCGGCCUCACGUCCGGGCCCAGCUCCUCCUGUUCCCGGCUGCGGCCGCGGGCCCAGUCCCGGCCUCACGACAACCUCUUUGGACUCGGCUCCGGCCCAGCUCCCGCUCCGCGGCCUUUGUAGGCCCCAAACGUGCUGAAGCCGGGCCCGGCUCUUGCCCUCCGACGGGGUCUCCACGCCCCAGACUUCCUCCAGCCCGCCUCUCCAGGCCCAGCUCCUCCUGCCGGCGGCCUCUGCAGGCCCACGCUGGCCUCGAGUGGGCCUCUCCAGGGCUCGCUCCUGCUCCCGGCGGGCUCUGCGGGCCAAACUCGUGGCCCAGUCGGCCUCUGCCGGCCCAUCUCCUGCCUCUCCGCGGCCUCUCCGGCUGCCAGACUUCCUCUGUCACCUCUUCUGGAUCCAUCUUUUUAAUCUUUGGUGUUCAAGAGUAUGAAGGAGCCUAA
Molecule: messenger RNA, 927 nt
Organism: Cercocebus atys (sooty mangabey)
Lineage: Eukaryota; Metazoa; Chordata; Mammalia; Primates; Cercopithecidae
Exons: 4
Coding region: 1-927 (308 amino acids)
Source: RefSeq, a predicted model, not a curated record